Molecule: messenger RNA, 2304 nt
Organism: Doryrhamphus excisus (bluestripe pipefish)
Lineage: Eukaryota; Metazoa; Chordata; Actinopteri; Syngnathiformes; Syngnathidae
Source: RefSeq, a predicted model, not a curated record
CACUUACCACACAGCACCAUCAAAUCUGAUCCGGGUGCAGACUAAAGACAGACCAGUAGGCAGGUGUAUUCUUUGUUUGUCAGCAGACCUCCACAAUGAACAACAGCAACGUUGAAUUUGAACCUUUUCAAUAUUCUUACUAUGACUACUCAGACUGGUACUCCAACAACCCGGAGCCAACAAAACCUCCCAAAGAAGUGAUUUUACCAUGUGAUCCAACAGCGGAUGAUAGAAUCUUUCACAUCUGCAUACUCAGUCUAUCUCUAGUGGUCAUGUUAAUCCUGGCAGCACUCAGCAGGAGAAAUAAACUCUGCCAAGGAUUUACAAGAGGAUCCUCCAGCAUCUUUAGUCCAACCAACUUCCUGGAUCAGACACAGAAAAAAGGUGUAACGAUGGCCGUGUUUGGACUGGUGUUCAGCAAGCUGGCCAUGCUGGUGAUUGCUCCCGACCCUUUGCCGUUCUCCAAAGAUACUCCAUCUGAAAUCAAAGAGUACAUGAAGAUAAUGGCCAUCUUCUACUACCCAAUUCUCUACUACCCUCUGAUGGUUUGUAGUACUCUGCAUCACAGAGCAGCAUAUGUGUUUGGGACUCUGCUCUCCAUCAGCCAUUUUGGAGUUCAGCUGUGGCAGAAGUUUGACUGUCCAAAGACUCCAGAGAUCUAUAAGUUCUACUCUUUGCUUGCCACUUUACCUCAGCUGGCCUGCCUGGCUUAUCUUUGCAUCCAAUUUCCUCUGCUGUUCUUCAGAGGAACAAAGACUGAAGAGGAUCUUGACAGCAGCUACUACAGUGACUAUGUGAAGUCACUGCUAAGGAAAAAGAAGUCUUCAGCAGUCAGCUCCUGCUCAUCUGACAAACCGACACUGAUGGAGAGACUACUGGAAGUGCCGAAGAGUUAUAUUUACAUACCAGAAAAAGUGUUCCGUUUCCCACUAAAGCUGGCGGUGUCAGUGUUUGUGGCUUUUGUGGCAAUAUAUCAUACAGCACUGUUGUUGGUGGUGUCGGUAGUCCCAACUCUCCAUAUAGUCCGUGCUGGUAUUGAUGAGAACAUUGCCUUCCUCUUAUUGGGAUUUGGGAUCAUCCUCUCAGAUGACAGAAUGGAGGUCGUCCAAAUUGUGACUUUCUAUACUUGGUUGCUAGAAGUGUGCUACCUUUGUGCAAUGACCCUAUCUUGUGUGGUCAGUCUGGUCAUGCUCAUGAGGACCAUGGUACUUCACAGAUCAAACCUGAGAGGACUGUACAAAGGAGAAAUCUACAACCUUUAUAACAGUCAGAAGAGCUGCCGUCCGUCAAAGUCUGGUGUUGUCUGUUGGAUGGGCUUCACUGGAUACCAAGCUGCAAUCGUCUGUCUUGGUAUGGCAAUCCAGACUCUCGUGUUUUUCAUCUGCUUCUUGUUCCUGGUUUUCCUUGUUAUCGUACCCAUCUUUUAUGGGCGCAACGUUAUCGUUUUUGAAAUUGCCGGGAAAGCCUGGCCAGCAUGGGUCACAGUCAUCCUGAUCACAGUCCUUCAACACGUCGCGGCCAAGUUUGCUUUUGUCAAAAAAGAAGCAGGCACAAGAGACUUAAACAACAGAGAGAGUUUGUUUCUUUUGACGUAUCUCCUGUUUCUGGUCAACACCGUGGUGGGAGUGAUCGUGGCCAUAUGGAGGAUGGUCAUAACUGCACUCUACAACAUUGUGCAUCUCGGGCGUGUUGACAUCAGCCUGCUGCACCACACUGCAGAGUCCUAUGACCCAGCGUACCAUUACUACACACAGUCCCUGAAGGUGGAGGUGAGCCAGUCACAUCCGGUGAUGAAGGCUUUCUGUGGGCUGCUGCUGGACAUGAUGGUAGAAGGUGGACGAGUGGGGCAGAAAAUACGAGACGCAGAGGAAGCCUGCUCCAUCAUGUUUUCAGGGAUCCAGGAAAGCUCUCAGAGCAAGUCGGCCAGCAGUCGUACUAUUCGCUCUCGUUGGCAGCUGGUCUACACUUUGGUCAACAACCCCUCCCUGUUGGGUUCAAGGAAACACUUCCAAGCAAUGCAGACCUCUGAGAGCCUCUUGAAUGGGACCCCGAAACGUAGCAAACAGACAAGCAGCAAGAGGGAAGUUGAUAGGACAUCCAGUGAUUCUGCCCAGGUCAGCGAGAACCAGGAUAAACCAGAAUGAGACCAUGGACCAUGUCAAGUAGUCAAAUUAAAGACUUCUAAUAAGUCUAACAGUAAAGGUAGAAGGUUGGAUUUUUGAGAAGACAUUGGUUGGCCAUAUAUAGAUAUAGACUAGAUAGUCUAGAUAUUGGAUUCCAAUGAUUCUUCUUUAAGAAAUAAAA